This is a messenger RNA of Symbiodinium sp. CCMP2456, 489 nucleotides long. The record is from the annotation of a GenBank genome assembly. Lineage: Eukaryota; Dinophyceae; Suessiales; Symbiodiniaceae.
AUGUCCCGCGUUGCUGGCAUCGUGUGCGCUGCCUCCCUGGCCCUCUAUGGUGCCAGCUGCUUCAUCGUGCCUACCACUCUGCCCAAGGGCGCACCUCUGACGGAGUCGGGCGCAGUGGUGGGACAGCCAAGCGCCAUCAACGGCACUCCCGAGUCAGCCUCCUGGAGCCCGCUCGCUGUCGGUGCAGCCUUGGGUCUUUUGAUCGCCGUGGCCACUGGCCGACCCGCUCUCGCCGCGGACUUGGAGAAUGGUGAGGCCAUCUUCAACGGCAACUGCACUGCCUGCCACGCCGGCGGAAACAACUCCAUUGUGGCAGAAAAGAAGCUUAAGAAGGAAGCUCUUGUCCAGUACGGCAAGUAUGACGUCCAGGCCAUCAUCACCCAGGUGACCAACGGCAACGGUGCCAUGCCUGCUUUCGGCGAGAAGCUGGGACCCGAUGACAUCGAGGAUGUCGCAAAUUACGUCUACAGCAAGGCUGACAAGUGGUGA